Messenger RNA from Astyanax mexicanus (Mexican tetra), 2594 nucleotides. RefSeq names its product fibrous sheath-interacting protein 2. The coding region runs from base 326 to 1498 and encodes 390 amino acids. The transcript has 10 exons. Lineage: Eukaryota; Metazoa; Chordata; Actinopteri; Characiformes; Acestrorhamphidae. The record is from RefSeq and is a predicted model, not a curated record.
AUAGUGGAUUAGCUGCAAUACUAACAGCUAACUGGCGGCAAUAACUGUAUUUCCGAGCUGAAUUAAUCACUGUUUUUAAUAACAGAUUGAUUUCUUAGUGCUGGUUAGAGUGUGUAGGGUCUGUGGUUUGAUAUUUGAUGUGGAUUAUGGCUGUAGUUCACUUUAGUAAGUUAAUUUAUACCUUUACAACACCAGAAUGCAGCUAACGGUCCAAUGCUAGCUAGGCUAACAGACGGCAGAUGUUAAUGGAGAAGGCUAACGGCUAACUGGCGUUGUUAAAUAUUCAACACAGUAUAAAAAGGAGAAAAUACCCCUUUCACCUCUAAUGCAGAAACGAAAGGGCGCAAAACUGUUUGUUCCUGCUGGAAGUUCAGUGCAGUGCUCUCGGGGUAAAGUGGGAAAGUCUCUCUACCAGGCUUUACCAGAAUUCAGCCUACAACCGAAACUGCCCCCUUGGAGCUACCACAGCCUGCACUAUAAACACCUGAGGACGUUUUUCAAAAACCCGGCGAAGAAGAAGCAUCUUGUUGACAGGGGCUUAAUUACUGAGGAUGGACAAGUGCUGUGCUCCAUUAGGGAGUUUAACCAGUACAUAGACUAUCUAAAGACCAUCGACUCAGAAUGGGACCAAGCUCUUCAAAAACAGGAAACACCAGAAAUCACCCGGACAAUCCCCAGCAUUCAGGUGACCUGCAUAAAGACGCAGCCGGAGAAGAAGGAGCAGCACAUUAAACCAGGCUCAAAAGAUCAGACACAAACAUUAGAUUCAUCUGUACUUACAGUAGAACCUGAUGAUGACUGUGUGAGUAUUUUGAGUCCCAAUUUAUUGCAGAGAUCUGAGGAGCUGAAGCUGAUAGACCUGGAGGAGGAAGAGCAGGAGGAGAGCCUUCAGAUCGAGGCCGAUGUUUCAGUUGAGACAUCCAUCAAGAAGAAAAUUAACUUUUCAGGACUAAUGGAGAAACCAAUAGGCACAAAACUGUUGGUGCCUGAAGGGUGUUCCAUGCAGUACUACCGGGGUAAAGUUGGAAAGAGUCUCUAUCAGAGUGCACCAGGAUUCGAUCUGAGAGACCCUCACAUGCAACAGAACCCCUGGAAAUACUCCUGUCUGCAUGAUAAACAUCUAAAGAAGUUCUUCAACAAGCCUGGGAGAAGGAAGCAGCUCAUUAAACAGGGCUUGAUUACGGAGGAUGGACAUGUGGCGUGCUCCCUUAAGGAGUUUAACCAGUAUGCAGACUACCAGAAGUACAUCAAGCCAAAACAGCAAGAGCUUCUUCUCCCAGACGUGAGGGUGUCUCUACCACCUGUGGAGGAAGUUGAUACCUGCACUCUCAGGUUGGAGGUCACCUCACCCAAAUCUGUAACAACAGAGGAACCUUCAAAGGAUGACAUCCCAGUUGGCCCAAAAAAGAUCAAAGACCUGGCCUUCUUCAAGAAAGCAUGGAAAGCAGUGAAACGGGCCGUUACCAGGAGAAGCCCCAAGAUUUCUCCUGACAGCUAAAUUUCCCCAUUUUCACCCUGUUUCUAUUUUUUACUUUCUAUCUUCUAUCACUUCUUUUCUGUAUUAAUGAAAUGAUUUGGUCAGUGUAAUCCAGUAGGCUAAUUUAUAAGCUGAGCUCCAUCGUUACCGAUGUUGCGCUUCUAGUAUAACAGAGUUUUAGUGCAGUUGACCAAAAUAACCAUAGUGGUCACUGUCUAAUGUCUAAUUGGCUGUUUAGUAUUAACUGACUAUUUCAGCUCCAUCAUUAUAGAUGUUGAGCGUUUGUAUAGAUUUAAUUCAGCCCACAGAUUUAAUUAAAACAUAAAGAUUCAUGCAUAGAUUUAAUUCGGGAGCUAAACAACAAAAGUGGUCACUGUCUGUUGUCUCGUUGACUGCUCAGUAUUUACUGAAAAUCUAAGCUCCAUCUAUAUAGAUGUUGGGUUAAUUUAUAUCAGUAUAUUUGUGCAGCACACUGAGCAGCAGACAUCCCACUUCUCCCGUGACUUCCCGUGAUUCUAGCGAACAUUGAUAACAGCCCCCUGAUGCCUCCAAAUCAUCUAUAAUUUGAGUAAGAGAUGCAGCUAAAAGUAAAAAUGAUUGGCUGCUGCUUGUAUUUAGAAUUAUCACUGAGCUCUGUGAGCAUGAUUUAGGCUCCAGAGCUAAUAUUAAAUUAAGUUUAGAGGGGAUAUCUGGGCACAGGUAAAUUCAUUAUAUAUUGUAUAAGUAAUGUAGAUGAUUUGCAGGCAUCAGGGAGCCACUAUAUAAAAACACUGUAUAUGUGGUCUUAAAGUGACGUCAUAUCAUGAAUUAGUCAUAUGUGGUUUAGACCAGAGGAGGAUGGGUCCCCCUUGUGAAGCCUGGUUCCUCCUGAGGUUUCUUCCUACAGGGGAGUUUUUUCUCACCGCUGUCGCCUCGUGCUUGCUCACUUGGGGUUUUGUAAAAAUCACUAGACUAAUAAACUUGAUGUGACGUCACUUUAGAGAAACCACAUAACAGUGAACUUAGCCCUGACCAAAUCAUUUCAUUAUAUACUGAUUCUUUACCCUCCCCCCCAACAAAAAAAAUUCAAUCAAAUAAUUUAAAUUUUUAUUUCUAAUAAAAUUCGGAAAUUGAGAAA